Monosiga brevicollis MX1 is the source of this 720-nucleotide messenger RNA. RefSeq lists its product as uncharacterized. The transcript is spliced from 7 exons. Lineage: Eukaryota; Choanoflagellata; Craspedida; Salpingoecidae. The coding region runs from base 1 to 720 and encodes 239 amino acids. The record is from RefSeq and is a predicted model, not a curated record.
AUGGGGCGUGUGGCGCGAUACAAGCGCAUCAAGGCGAUCGACCCGUUUGCCAAGAAGGUGACGCAGCCGCGCAAGAAGGGUGGUCUUUUGCCCGGUCAAGCCCCGAGCAAGCAUAAAAAACGCAACAAGUCCCAUGGCAGCGACACGUUUACCGUCGAUGACGUAAUGGACCGAGAUGGUGAUACAGGCGAGAGUAUGGGCAACAAGGCUACAGGUGUUACCAAAAGCAUGCAUCUCAAGGAUGCGCUGCGCCACGUUCAACGCGGCAAACGCGAGCGCCUUGGUGAUUUUUACAAACGCGUCGAUGCUGCGGCGAGCGGUGUCAUUGCCCAGGGUGCUCGGCAAGCCACCAAGACUGCGGAGCGUAGCCGUGACCAUCUGAAGGAACGCAAACAGAAGCGUCAGCCCAGGAGUGCGGGUGGAAUGGCCGACGAGGACGUCGACGAUGAAUUGCGCUUGUACGGUAAGGAAAAGAUUGCCUUUGGGGAGGUAGCCGAUGCACCACCCGUGCUGACGGCUGUGCCGCGCAAGGCCAAGAAGCUCGCGCCCAAGGCGCAGCGACAGACUGCGUCGUUGUUGCUAGCACAGAAGACGACAGACCAGCGCAAAGCUUCCAAGGUCGCGCCUGUGCGACAGCAAGCCCUUGAUCAAGAGCGAGAGCGUGCAAUCAAGGCGUAUCGCAUGCUGAAGCGAAAUCGCGACACUCACGCUUUCGGCUGA